This is a messenger RNA of Microbotryum saponariae, 1112 nucleotides long. NCBI's taxonomy places the organism in Eukaryota, Fungi, Basidiomycota, Microbotryomycetes, Microbotryales, Microbotryaceae. The record is from the annotation of a GenBank genome assembly.
AUGUCGGAAGCUAAUCGUCGCAUGCGUGUGCUGAACACGACGCAGCCUUCAAACAACCUCGUCAAUCACGCCGAGCACCUCACCACCGACCCCACCUACCUCAAGCUCCAAAACGAGCUGCAAGGAUAUGGACGACAGGAAGCAAUCGAGGAGCACCUGCGCUUGAUGAAGUUGGACGACGGCAUGGACGGCCCCGAGGUCAACAUCAAGACGACGGCGCUGCGUGCGUGAGGUCAAGAUCGAGGCGGCCCACGUGGCCAUGGCCAGGAUUGAGCAGCGCAGCAACGCAGCCGUCACGCUCACAUGGCCCGCCGUAACUACUAUCAUCGCCGAAGUCGCAACCUCUAGCAUCUUCGAGAUGUCAUCGAAUUGAGCUGGACCCUAACGUUGUGCUGUGAGCCGAACGCAACGCCGGGCUCGAAGGUGCUAGAGGUUGCGACUUCGGCGCCGAUGAUAGUAGUUACGGCGGGCCAUGUGAGCGUGACGGCACCUUCGGGGUUGGCUUCGUUGCCUGAGGGCUGAGACGGUUAGGGUUAUGAAUCGCUCGCAGCGACGUUGUCCUUCAAGCCUUUGGCUGCUCGCACGACGAAGGAUGGCGGCGCCUUGAGGGUGCAGGUGCAUCGGCAGUCACGUUGCUCGGAUCCGGUAACGAGAGCGAAACACACAAGACACUGUCAACUGCAAGACGGCUAGAUUUGUGCGGGUGAGUACCACCAAUUCAACACAUCACAUCUGCUGUCACCCGAGAGAUCCUUGACAGCAAUUCUGGGAUCCACAGAUGUCGAUAGAGGCCGACAAUUCACAGCGCGCUGGCGAAGUUGUGUCUUGUGUCUUAUGUCGAGCUAGGUGUAUCGACGCUGAAGGAGAAGCGAUUGCUUGUGGUGGUCGAUGUCUCCCAGUUGCCAUGGACAUCCGGGGGUUGUACGAGAGAUUCGAUGUUGAUGAGCCUCGCACCCCGACACAUGUGAUAUCUGGGUUUCGGUCGUCCGGGAGAUACAGGGGCGCUUUUUUCCAAUUGCUCACUAGUUGCUCAUUAGCUUCAAUCCUUCACAAACCUUGUCAAAAUCCAAGACCACCACAUGUUUGAAUCUGGAGAGGUUGCACAUCGUUAG